Messenger RNA from Symbiodinium necroappetens, 588 nucleotides. The record is from the annotation of a GenBank genome assembly. NCBI's taxonomy places the organism in Eukaryota, Dinophyceae, Suessiales, Symbiodiniaceae.
GACAGCUGCCUCCACAGCCUAACAGUCGAAGGGCGCCAGAUUGAGUAUGCGCUCGUGGGCGAGGAAAGUGCGGAGCCUGUCCUCCUCUUCUACCCGCUCGGCGCGUGCCGCUUUUUGGCAGCAGUGUUUGCAACUCCCGCUCGUCGUGCUGGAGCCCGGCUAAUAUGCUUAAACCGGCCUGGCAUGGGCAAGGCCUCGGCAGCCCGGACCGGGAAUGUGAGUGAUCACAUCGCCGCGCAUUGUCAAGAUGCGGUGAAAUGCCUGGACCAUUUGGGCUACGAGCGCGCUCGUGUGCUGUUUCUUUGCGCCGGCGCUCCUUUCGCCUUGGCUUUCCAGGCACGGUAUCCGACGCGAACCUUUGGUCGCCUUGUUGGCUGCUCUGCUUGGGUGUCGCCCCUCGACUGCCCGCGGGCGAAGCUCAUGUAUCGGCUCAGCGCGAGCCUUCCCUCAACGAUGCUUGCCACGCUGGCAGACGCUGUCGCCGGCUGGACCAGAGCGGUACCUUCUUCGACAACUUUCUCGUCUCUUCCGACGUCUUCCAUGCCAAGUAGCACCUCGUCCAUGGCCCAGUCUUUGCAGGGACCGCAG